CUAUCGCCAGAGCAGCUCGAAGAACAACUUUUGGCAAUAGAUCUUGUUCUAUCUAUGUUCAGUCUUCCAGGAGAGAUUGAGCGACUCGAGUCUACCCAAGAUUCAGCUGAACAGCUUCGACGGUAUAUCGAGGAUCCUGCCUCAUCGACCUCGCAGUUGCCGUCAUCGAUCGAUUUGACAAUCAACCUUUCGAUCGAGGCAGGACACGAAGUGCAGUUGCACGUGCAUUUUCCAUUGGAGGUCUUGAAUGAUAGCAAAAUAGAAGCUGACUCUACCGAACCUCCGCCUCCAGUUAUAUCCUUCCGGUGCCCUUCAUGGAUGAAUCGCAAAAGCCAUGCUGAGAUUGUUCGCCGUCUGCCGGUCCAAUCUCCAGAUCCGAUACUCACGGUUGUGGACUUCUUGAAAGAGGAAGUGGCAAAAUGGCUCACCUCGUCAGCCGCAUCAACAGAUCCUGGCGAGCUAGGACAGGAGGAUCAAGCGUUGAUGCGAGUCUGGUUCUACCUACAAUCCCUAUCUACUCGUUCUAAACGCGAUGACAUGGUGAAUUGGGCCCCCAACUACGGUCUUACUGGAUUUGUACUCGCUGGGAAGCCUGGAAUUCUCUGCCUAGAAGGCACGUCUAGCAACAUAUCCGCGUACAUGUCUGAAAUCAAGACGAGAUCUUGGUCUGACAUCCCCCCACACCAGAAAAAGAUAUCCGAGCGGCAUAGGGAGGAAGGCCAAGAUGUCCAGAGAGUGUUUAAAGAAAUGAGAGAGGUGACGGGAGAGAUAUCGAAAGGCGGCCACAGGGGUAACCGUGGGGAGAUGGGCGAGGUGAAACAGAUGUUCGAGCAGGUUGGCCUCGGGGAUAUAUUUGUGAAGGUUCUA
Messenger RNA from Aaosphaeria arxii CBS 175.79, 867 nucleotides. RefSeq lists its product as uncharacterized. The record is from RefSeq and is a predicted model, not a curated record. The transcript has a single exon. NCBI's taxonomy places the organism in Eukaryota, Fungi, Ascomycota, Dothideomycetes, Pleosporales. The annotation marks the transcript as partial.